Brugia malayi is the source of this 519-nucleotide messenger RNA. RefSeq lists its product as uncharacterized. The transcript is spliced from 5 exons. Lineage: Eukaryota; Metazoa; Nematoda; Chromadorea; Rhabditida; Onchocercidae. The record is from RefSeq and is a predicted model, not a curated record. Bases 1 to 519 code for a protein of 172 amino acids.
AUGGGAUCAUCUCAGAGCUAUGAAGAAAGCAACCGUUCCGAUGAUCUUCCGAAGGUGAUAAGAAUCGAGCGAAGUGAAAUACCGGAAGAAUAUAGGACAGUUGCGGUAUCACAUGAUGUUGUUGAUCAGAUCCUAAAUUUGGGAAAUCCGGAAAGUGGGAUUGUCAAUGACUUGAGGAGGCAGUUGGCCGAGGAACACCAAGAUAAUCUCAAACUGCGAGAACAAAUAAAAAAUCUUUCAGAAUCAAAGCUUUCAUUGCAAAAAGCUGCAGCCGGAAAAAUCUCAGUAACUGAUUUGCAAGCACGAAAGGAUGCAUUUGAUGAGACAGUGAAACGGAUUGAAAAACAGUACUUCUCUUACCAGCCGGAAAAUGUUUGUAAAACGUUUGAAAAUGAUUUAAUGGAAUGCAUUAUGAAAAAUAAAAACAAAUUACUAAAUUGUACAUCGUUUGCGGUGGAUAUGACGAAAUGUGCCAGUGAUUUCCGAGAAAAAGUUUUGAAAGAAGUGCCACAUUUAUAA